Molecule: messenger RNA, 2149 nt
Organism: Xenopus tropicalis (tropical clawed frog)
Lineage: Eukaryota; Metazoa; Chordata; Amphibia; Anura; Pipidae
Gene: apex2
Product: apurinic/apyrimidinic endodeoxyribonuclease 2
Exons: 7
Coding region: 157-1797 (546 amino acids)
Biological process (GO): DNA repair
Cellular component (GO): mitochondrion; nucleus; cytoplasm
Molecular function (GO): DNA-(apurinic or apyrimidinic site) endonuclease activity; double-stranded DNA 3'-5' DNA exonuclease activity; endonuclease activity
Source: RefSeq, a predicted model, not a curated record
AUCCCAUUGGCCGUGUCUCAUAUCUAUAUGGACGCUUUUAGCUUACAGUGGUGCAGUAGGCUGAAUAUCAGUGUUCUGUGCCCAUAAAGGGGAAGGCUUCCUAGCUAUUCUGUUAGAAUAUCUUAAAAAUAGUUUGGAAGCAAUAACAACCCUCAGAUGGUCACCCUCCUGGGAUCUCCAGCUGAGCUCACUACAGUGGGAGUCAAUGAGAAAAGUACUCCUGGCGAUGCCACCGCUGGAAGCAUGAAGAUUGUGAGUUGGAACAUCAAUGGGAUCCGGGCAACUCGGGUGGGACUAAAGGAGACGCUGGAUUCCCUGGAUGCUGAUAUUAUCUGCCUGCAAGAGACUAAAGUCACCAGAGAUCUGCUGGAUGAACCUUCCGCCAUAGUGGAAGGAUAUAACUCCUACUUCAGUUUUAGCCGUGGGCGGAGUGGUUACUCAGGGGUUGCAACAUUCUGCAAGAGCAGCACAACCCCAUGGGCAGCUGAGGAAGGGCUCUCCGGCAUGUUGUGCAACCAUACGGGUUCCAUCGGCUGCUAUGGAAACACAGAAGAGUUCUUAGAAGAGGAGCUGCAGUCCUUAGACCAGGAGGGCAGAGCAGUACUAACACAACACAGGAUCCGAAACUGUGAGGGUAAAGAGGAAACGCUCACUGUGAUCAAUGUUUACUGCCCUCGCGCUGACCCAGAAAAGCCAGAGCGGAAGACCUACAAACUGCGCUUCUAUCGCCUGCUGCAAACGCGUGCUGAGGCCAUUUUGCAGAAAGGCGGACAUGUGAUUAUCUUGGGAGACGUUAACACUUCCCACAGGCCUCUCGAUCACUGUGAUCCGACAGAUUUGGAAACCUUUGAGGAGAAUCCCGGUCGCCAGUGGCUUAAUCAGUUCCUGGGCGAUCCUGUCCCAUCCCAAAAGGGAGAUUCAGAAACAGGCACACCACCUAGUGGUGGAUCUGGGCGCUUCUAUGACAGUUUCCGAUACUUCCACCCUACACAGAGGAACGCCUUCACGUGCUGGUGUUCCGCUUCUGGGGCUAGGCAGACUAAUUAUGGCACUCGUAUUGAUUACAUCCUGGGAAACAGUGAGCUAGUGGAGAGAGAAUUUCUGGAUUCAAUAAUAAUGCCAGAGGUGGAAGGGUCAGACCACUGUCCGGUUAAAGCUGUUAUGAAAUGCAGGCCUAUAGCAGCUAACAAAUGUCCACCUUUGUGCACCAAGUAUCUGCCUGAGUUUGCUGGCCGACAGCAGAAGUUAUUGCAGUUUCUGAUGAAAAAGGAGAACACUUCAGGCAACGCAACAGAGGAAAGCUCAGAGCUGCUGGGCUCUCAAUCAUCUGCAGAAGGAGCUGAGAUCAGUACUGUACGCAAGCGGGGCUCUGAUAAACUGAAUGGCACUUCAAGGAAAAAGAACAAAAUGGGGACAAAUAUUGGUCAAGGCAGCCUCCUGAGCUUCUUUAAGCCAGAUGGGCAGAAAUUAACUGUGGCACCAGAGCACAAUCCCAGUGAUGUGUCCAUUUGUAAAAAGGAGGAUACAAUGCCCAAAGAAUAUAAAACCGCUCCUUCUGCAGUUAAAUAUAACCAGCCACAGGCUGCCUUUUGGAAAUCCUUGCUCAAGGGCCCCCCUCCCCCACCCAACUGUAAGGGCCAUGGUGAACCCUGUGUUCUGCGGACGGUAAAAAAGGCCGGUCCUAACUGUGGACGCCAGUUUUAUGUCUGUGCCCGGCCUGAGGGUCAUUCAACAAACCCCCAGGCCAGAUGUAACUUUUUCCUCUGGCUCACCAAAAAAGCUGGAGGUGAGGACUGAUAUUCUCCAUGCCAAGAAUCCUGGUGUCAGACUUACUGGCUCUUUAUGCCCCGUAGUUUAUUCUUCAUUCCAACAGAAUGGGGGGGUAUGUACCCCAGCUGUGUUGUUAAUGUGCACUGGAACUAAAUUUAGUAACCCCAGCCCCUGAGAAUAACAUCUCAGUUGCUAUCAAAUAAUAUCUGUAGCAUUUAUACAUGUUGGUCGUUGUUCUGUGUUUGUGUCUCUGCUGUGACAUUCGGCCCAGACCUUUGUUACCUCAAUCAGAAAAAAACAAAAACUGUAAAGCUCUUGUAUUUAUAGAAAUGGCAAUUUUUUUAAACCGUUUUCUGCAAUAAAUUUUUUUCUAAUUCUA